Molecule: messenger RNA, 522 nt
Organism: Candidula unifasciata
Lineage: Eukaryota; Metazoa; Mollusca; Gastropoda; Stylommatophora; Geomitridae
Source: the annotation of a GenBank genome assembly
AUGUAUCUAUUUACAAACUUCUAUCUCAUGUAUCUAUUUACAAACUUCUGUCUCAUGUACCUAUUCACAAACUUCUAUCUCAUGUAUCUAUUUACAAACUUCUAUCUCAUGUAUCUAUUUACAAACUUCUGUCUCAUGUAUCUAUUUACAAACUUCUGUCUCAUGUAUCUAUUUACAAACUUCUGUCUCAUGUACCUAUUCACAAACUUCUAUCUCAUGUAUCUAUUUACAAACUUCUGUCUCAUGUAUCUAUUUACAAACUUCUGUCUCAUGUAUCUAUUUACAAACUUCUGUCUCAUGUACCUAUUCACAAACUUCUAUCUCAUGUAUCUAUUUACAAACUUCUAUCUCAUGUAUCUAUUUACAAACUUCUAUCUCAUGUAUCUAUUUACAAACUUUUGUCUCAUGUAUCUAUUUACAAACUUCUAUCUCAUGUAUCUAUUUAUAAACUUCUAUCCCAUGUAUCUAUUUACAAACUUCUAUCUCAUGUACCUAUCCACAAACUUCUAUCUCGUGUACUAA